Molecule: messenger RNA, 954 nt
Organism: Cylindrotheca closterium
Lineage: Eukaryota; Bacillariophyta; Bacillariophyceae; Bacillariales; Bacillariaceae
Source: the annotation of a GenBank genome assembly
AUGAUUCAAAACAGAGCUACAGACGGUGGAUCAACGAGACUCAUCAUUGUAGAAAAUAUGAGUGAUGCCAUUACUGCAGAUGCAAAUGCGGCUGCCAAUGAGAUCAUUGUCGAUGAUGACUUGCAACAGCCCGAGAUGGCACCACAGGAUUUAGCCCAACCAGAAAUUGAUGCUGCUGCUGCCGCAGCAGCUGCCAGUUUGGUUGCAGAACAUGCAGCUGGAGAAGAGAAGGAUCAGGAUACUUCUGCAUUGAUUGCUGAAGCAGUGGCCGCAGCUACAGCCGCCGCCAACGGAGAAGUUACAGAUGCCGAUGUCACAGCUGCUGCAUUGGCCGUCAAGACUGACGAUGAAUCCCAAAACAAGAAGAACGAUCAGAGACGCAAGCGCUACCGUGAAAAGAGCGUCGAAGAUGACAAUGGGGAGAAGCCAGCCAAGAAGUCCCAGUCUCAUGAAGACCAGCUCUCGGCUCGCCGUUUGAAGGAUCGUCAAAGAUACGCAAACAUGACCCCGGAGCAACGUCAAGUUUACAACUCCAAGCGUCGCGAGCAGUAUCAUCGGCAGAGUGAGCUUUCUAGACAACGUCGAAGAGAACGUGAACGCACUCGUUACCACUCUCUAGACAAUGACUCGGCAAAGGAACGAAAUGUCGGUCGUGCCAAGUUGGAACGAGAACGUUACCAACGUUUGACCUCUGACGAACUAGAGGCCAAGAACCGCAAGAGACGCGAGCGGGCUGCCUUGGCGCGUCAAAAGAAAGCAGAAGCAAGAUCAGAUGCUUCAGCACUGGGGGUCGCUGCAGCUGUGGAAGCUCCCAUUCCUGCCGAGGAUGAACUUAAACAUGACGAUGAAUCCAAGGUAGAUUCCGGUGAUGCCGCUGAAGACGCAGUUGUCGCGGCUGCAACAGAAGUUGCCAAAGAAGUUGUUGCAGGUGUCGAAGAAGUCGUCUCGAUUUAA